AUGUCAUUAGAACAAAAAAUAUUAAGAUUAAUUGUGGACGACCAAAGGUAUAUUCAAUAUAUAUCUCAAAAAACAAAAGACACUACCACAUAUAAGAUAAUAAAUAUUCCUGAGGAAUCAUUUCUAUCUAAAAGUUUCCAAGAACUAACUUUUGAUGAACUGUCACAAUAUUUAAAGGUGGUUUUCCUGGGCGAAACACCUCUAAAUUGGAAAAUUUCCAAGAAAAAUAUUCCCAAAAGAAUCUCUAAACUUCUACAUGAAAUAUCUCGAAAUGUGUAUAUGGUUCAAGCUCUCAGGAAUGAAGUAAAAUAUUUUUACGGUAGAGAUGUUAUUAUGAAAGAUGAUAAAUGUCAAAAUUAUGAUACCAAAACAAAAAUGACCGACAUUAAAAACAGAGGUGAUAUUUUAGGGAGUCUAGUAGAAGAAACCGAUAUGAACGAAUAUACGAAAAUUCAGAAGAAUUUGCUCAAAAAUAUAAAGAAGAAUCCCUCAAAAAGAGAAGCACCUUACCUUAAAAAGAGAAUAAAUGCCACUAACAGUCUACAAAAAAGAAAGAAAAUUCUUAAAUGUUUUAAAGUUGAUAACAAAAGAAACAAUUUUAAACAUAAAGUUAAGACUAGAGUUCUAAAUAUACCUGACUGUCAAAAUAUAAUCCCCCAAAGUAUUCGAAAUAUAAAAACCAAUUCAAUUGUGGCAACUGAUUUUGAUCUAAACUUCACAGAACGGGGAGAAAAUGGAGUAAGUCUUUUAUUUCAAGAUGUUUUUGAGAAGGCAGAAGGUAGACAACUACCAUCAUUGAACCUUAAAUGUGAUCGUAAGGAAGAAGGUAUACAUAAAUUUAUAAAACCCCCAAUACCUAGAAAAUUACAAUGGUCCAAAGAUAUAUGUUCAAAACACUUUCUAACCGGUAAAGAGAAUGGGCUCGAAAUGGUUUUUAACCAAAAAAUGUUAGUUCUCAUUGCACCUAAAAAGGAAAACAAAAUGCAAAGUCCAAAACAGCCGAAUGUUCCUCUUCUGAGUUGUCUAAGAGCAUGGAAAUGGAAUGAGUUAUACAUUCAAAUUUAUAAAUCAGAUUUUGAUGACAACUUGAUAAUCAAUUUUAAAACUAAAAAGAAGACAAAAUUUAUUUAUUUAUUUUUACCAAAAUAUAGAAGGUAUACAAAGGAAAUAUUUACGUUCCGAUUGAAUGAUAAUUGUAGACUACUUAAUAAAUUAAGGUUAGAAAAUACAAUUUGUCUAGAACGAAGUGUCAUUGACCCAACAUCAGAGAAGUCCCAAAAUAGUCAUCUUUUAUAUUUUUUGAGGGCAAACUCUGGUAAAUCUUUGGCAAAGUUAUAUACCUUUCUGAGAACAAGUAACCUAGUUUUAACUUGCAAACAGUUACCAGUAAUUACCCUUCCUGAUCAAAAGUUGUCUUUGUGUUUGCCAAAGAAUAAAAGGGUAUAUAGUUCUUUCGAUUACUUGUCGAGUUACAAACAUCCAACGAAGAAAAUUCUUGAAACCAAUUUAGGUUAUAAAGAAUGGAGCACACCAGUGAGACGUUUUAUUAAUGUUUCAAUAAUGGAAAUGACCCAAGUAGGGUCCAUAAGUUUCAACCCUCUUAAAUAUGAAGAAGGUUUGUAUCAACUUCGAGGUAAUGUAGCCAGAAAGCUUACUGAGACAGAGUUAAAUCAAUUAUGGAAUUUUGCAUCUCAUACCAAAGAUUCUUUUAAAUAUUUUCUAAAAAAGAAGCAAUUAACUUCCGAGAAAGAUAAUCAAAAUGGUUUAAAGUUUGAUUACCCAAUUGAAAAUAAUAUAGAAGGGUUUGCUCAAGAAAUUAAAAAGACAGUAAUAGGGGACUCCUCCUCUCUUUCCAAACUUCGUUCUAAGAAACGUUAUUUAUUUGUCUUAAAAAAUCUACUGUUUCUAAUUCCUUCAGAAUGCGCAAUAAUACCUUUUUUGACAGAAAUAAAACAAAACAUAAAAAUUGCCAGCAAAAGUUAUAAAGGUCCUCCAGCUCAUAUAAUCGAUCCUUUAAUACUUAAUAAACAUCAUCAUAUUCCUUGGCUGAGUAAUGAAUUAAAACUGGAAGAUUAUGAAAAAAAUGAUUAUAAUUAUUUUAAUCAUUUUUGCCGUAAAAUAUCUCUCAUACUGUAUUCAGUACAGUGCAUCGAUUUGACAGCAGUAACUGCUUUGCGCUUGGAAUCUUUAGAGUCAAGUAAAAAGACUCCCAGAUAUUCGAAGAAUUUGUUGAAUACACAACAUAAUUUUGGAAGUUCUUCUGUUGUUGUAUUGAACCGAGGCAAAUCCAAUGUGAAAUUCUUAUUCUCUUCAGAACAUGUCGCAAAUGAAUGGAUGACACACCUUACUCUAAUAAUGAAAUAUUGGAAAGAGUUUAAUAGGAAAGCUACGAGCUUUAGAAAUAAGGAUAAUGAUAUAUCAAACAAGAGUCUCGUUCCAAAAUCAACCAAUAACGGUGGUGUGUCUUACUUUGGCAAUGCUAGAUUAAUUUCAACUAAUAAUAGUGUUAUAUCAAUUUUAAUUUACCAUGGAAUUUUGUAUGUGAAAACUGGUAGAUAUAAUAUAUUCAAAAAAUAUUUAGUGGUACUAAUUCCGGGAACAUUGUUACUAUUUAAAACAAAAAAAAGAUCAUUUAGUAGAUAUAAUGAGGAUACUUUAAAAUAUACAAUCUCUAAAAUGGUAUCUUUGGAAAACAGUUAUAUAUAUUGCGGAAAUUCAAAUUUCCGAGGCCUAUUAUCGACAGAAACACCCAACGAUUUUCAUAAGUUUAAUAAUAAUCAUAUACCAAAAAUUUAUGAUGAUGGUUGGAAAACUACAGAAGACCAAUUCAGUAGAUCUUUUACAAUCCAUUUUGGAAGCUGCCAAAGAAAUUCAAUGACUAAAAUUAAUGAAGAAGGCUCUGUAUUGAAAGAUCAAAUAGGUCGGAUAUUCCCUAAAGAACCUUUUCGAUAUUUAAAAACCAAUAAUAAACCAAGCAACUUAGAUAGUCUCCACUUUUUAUCCAAUAAAACAACACAUUAUUUUCAGCAACAUCAAAUAUUCUUAACCAGGUCAGAACAGGAGAGAGAUUUAUGGGUAGCAUUGAUUUCAAAAGAAAUUGAAAGACUUCAAUAA
Maudiozyma barnettii is the source of this 3114-nucleotide messenger RNA. RefSeq names its product Spo71p (gene SPO71). Gene Ontology annotation, biological process: protein localization to prospore membrane; ascospore-type prospore membrane formation. The coding region runs from base 1 to 3114 and encodes 1037 amino acids. The record is from RefSeq and is a predicted model, not a curated record. Gene Ontology annotation, cellular component: prospore membrane. The transcript has a single exon. Lineage: Eukaryota; Fungi; Ascomycota; Saccharomycetes; Saccharomycetales; Saccharomycetaceae.